GACAUCGAUGAUGUCGGGCAUAAGUACUACCUGGAACUGGUGUUAGAAGACGUCCUUGACAAAGACAGUACUGUUAACUGCACUGCUGAGGUUCUUUAUCAUCUGGGCAACAAAAACAUUGCUCCAGAUGUGCAAUUCACACUUGAAGGAGAACUUAAGAACACAGCUGAAGCAGAUAACACAUUCUACAAUCGAAUCAAGAGCCUGGAAAAAGAGCUAAUGGCAGAAAACAUACCAGACAGCCAUGGCAACGUGUCCCCAGAAAUGGAGCCCAUCCGACUGCUAGCUUGGGUCGCCUCUGGCUAUGUGAUAUGGCAGAACUCAACUGAAAACACUCAUUUUCAACUUGCCCAAAUUAAGCGUGUGAAGCAAGUGAAAAGAAGUGAUGAAUAUCUUGCAUUUGACUAUAUGAUUCUACUUCAUGAAAUGGUGUCCCAGGAGAUCAUUCCCUGGCAAGUGACAGUUCUCUGGCACCCACAGCAUGGUGUUCAAGUAACACAGGAGAGCCGCCAGCCAAAACAUGCACUGGAGUAA
Molecule: messenger RNA, 534 nt
Organism: Phaethon lepturus (White-tailed tropicbird)
Lineage: Eukaryota; Metazoa; Chordata; Aves; Phaethontiformes; Phaethontidae
Gene: LXN
Product: latexin
Exons: 5
Molecular function (GO): metalloendopeptidase inhibitor activity
Source: RefSeq, a predicted model, not a curated record